Molecule: messenger RNA, 1785 nt
Organism: Thrips palmi
Lineage: Eukaryota; Metazoa; Arthropoda; Insecta; Thysanoptera; Thripidae
Product: mesoderm induction early response protein 1-like
Exons: 2
Coding region: 176-1393 (405 amino acids)
Biological process (GO): negative regulation of transcription by RNA polymerase II
Cellular component (GO): nucleoplasm
Molecular function (GO): transcription corepressor activity; histone deacetylase binding
Source: RefSeq, a predicted model, not a curated record
GGACAAAACAAAACACCCAAAUGUUUUUGUUGUCUACACAACCCAAGAAACUUGAUGUAUACCGAUGCUCGAUUUUAUUUGCCAAACUUCAAUGCAAGUUCGACUCCCGCCACAAAUCGAAUGGUGAUUCCUGAUUCAGAAAAUUAGGGAGCGUCGUUUAGGCCUGCGAGUGACGAUGGAGUUCCAAGGGAUGUGCGAUGUGGAGCAAGAAAAGCCCGUGGACACCGAUGCGGGCGGCGCCCCAGAACCCUACCAGCACCAGCAGUCUGCUACUGGUGCUGUCAAGAGGGAGGGCGCGCCCUUCUCGGCGGCCCCUGGUGCAGCGCCCGUCAAGGCCGAGACCGACACCGGCAUGGACGUGGACGACGAGGGAAUGCCACCCCAGGCGGCCCGGCACUCACCCCCGCAGUCGGGCACAGGGCCUUCCCCGCCCCAGGACGCGGCUGACGGCUCCCGGUCCAGCAGCGCCUCCGAGGAGAUCCUCCCCGACCGGAGGGCGGCCGCGGCUCUGCCGCUCGAGAAGGUUGACGUCGGCUCGCUCUCCCUGCACCACCACAACGACUCCGCGUCCGAGCCGCCGUCGGCCGCGGACCCAGACCCGCUGGAGCUGGACGAGGCCAGCGAGGCCGGCGGCGAGGCCAAGGUGGUGGAGGAGCGCAAGGAGAGGACGACGCGGCAGCGCAGGACGGUGGCGCGGCCGGCCGCCCAAGGCACGCACGCCCACAGCGAGGACAGCUACGACGACUGCUCCAGCAGCGAGGAGGAGGAGAUGCGCAAGACCAUCAUGAUCGGCAGCGCGUACCAGGCCGUGGUGCCCGAGGGCUUCACCAAGUACGCCGACAAGCCGUACAAGCACAACGACAAGCUGCUGUGGGAGCCCCGCAGCGGCCUGCCCAGCGACGCCAUCGACCUGUACCUGCAGACCUCGCAGGCCAUGGCGGACUCCGUGGCCUCCGCGGACGGGCUCGACCUCAUGCCCAUGGGCGCGCACGUCCGCGACGACGAGCAGGCGCUGUUCCAGCUCAUGCAGUGCAACCACAACGUGGAGGAGGCCCUGAGGAAGCGGCACUCCGCCUCGCCCGGGCCGCCCGGCGCGGCCGCCUCCACGCCCUGGACGGACGAGGAGUGCAGGGAGUUCGAGAACGGCAUCCUCACCUUCGGCAAAGACUUUCACGCCAUCCAAGCUCAGAGGGUGAGGACGAGAACUGUCAGCGAAAUAGUUCAGUUCUACUACCUGUGGAAAAAGACUGAGAGGCAUGAUAUUUUUGCCAACAAAAUGCGACCUGAGAAGAAAAAGUACAUGCUUCAUCCUGGUGUUACCCUUGUAGUUUACGAAUUACUCGAUAAAGAAAACCAAAAAGAUGCAACCUCUAGAGAUGCCGUAACAGCUUGAACUUGACCGCAUUGCAAGAUGCUCAUAAUAGAAUGUGAUGUGCAGAUUUUAUGAUUAGUUUAGUUAGAUGCAGCAAUUGGAUGAACAAUCUGUUUUUGUUUGUAAUAUGUUUUGGUGCUGUGGUGGCAUCAAUACAAAUAUGUGAUGUUAAUUGUAGCUUCUUAAAUGACCCUUCAUGUGUCUUCUUAAAUGGAUCAAUUUAUUUCAUCAUUCAUGUCAUUACAAUUUUGAGAUCAUUUGAAUGAAAAUUAUAGUUUAACAAAAUGGUGUUUGUCUUUCAUGAUGAAAAAAAAAGCCAAAAGGAUUUACAGAUUUAUUUUACUCUUUUAGAUUUCAUUGUAACAGUAAGUUGCCCCAUUCACACCUCUCAAUAAAAUUGGUUUACAAAAGAA